Messenger RNA from Solanum dulcamara, 2606 nucleotides. Its product is annotated as calmodulin-binding protein 60 A. The transcript is spliced from 7 exons. NCBI's taxonomy places the organism in Eukaryota, Viridiplantae, Streptophyta, Magnoliopsida, Solanales, Solanaceae. Gene Ontology annotation, molecular function: sequence-specific DNA binding; DNA-binding transcription factor activity; calmodulin binding. The record is from RefSeq and is a predicted model, not a curated record. Bases 572 to 2266 code for a protein of 564 amino acids. Gene Ontology annotation, cellular component: nucleus. Gene Ontology annotation, biological process: regulation of salicylic acid biosynthetic process.
UUCUCCAUUCUAAGUACGAACUCUGGACCCACGCGUUUUCUAAUGGGCCAUCAAAACAACCUUCCUCCGCCUUAUUCCUCCAUAGCCGGUGGCCAAUUGUUUUAUCCAAUUGGUUCCGUUUUACAGUCUUCUAUUCUCUCUGUAUAGUCUUUUUCACCUCAAUCCCAGUAACAAACACUAGCAGAAUCGUUGUUUAUCCACACAAUCUGUCACUCCCUGCCAAAAUUGUGGCAUAACUCAUAGGAUCACCAAAAAAAAAUCUGACUCUACUUAUUCAUUUCUCUUUAUUAUACUAUAUAAUCAUACUUAUCAAUUACCCCUUUUCUCUUUCUUUAUAUGUGUGUGUAUAUAUAUAUAUAGAGAGAGAGAGAGAGAGGUAUCCUGAACUUAGGUCUUAGGUCUUAGGGGUUGAAGAAUAGUAUUCAUUUCUUCAUCGAUCGGAUAAUGCAUGUUGUUUUUUUUUGUCUUUCAACCACCGAUAUACCAAUCCCAGUAUUUCAUGGUUAUCAUCUCAUUUUUUGAUUUCGCCGCUAUCAUACAUCACCUUUUUGGAUUUUUUCUUUAAUCUAAAAUGUCGAUGAAGCGGCAAUCACAAGACGAUCCUAAGUCUCGACUCGAUCCUGGUUCUUCUGAGGAUAAACGUCGCCGGAGAUUGCCUUCUCUUCAAAGUGUGAUUAUGGAAGUAAUGAAUAUGCGUAAAGUGCAACAUUUUAUGGAGCCAGUUUUGGAGCCACUUAUUCGUCGAGUGGUAAAAGAGGAAGUUGAAUUGGCUCUCAGGAAGUACAUGACCACCAUUAAACGGAAUUGUGGGAAAGAUGUAUAUGCUUGUGAACUUAGAAGCCUGAAACUGAAGUUUUUAGAUCUCAUCUCUCCCCCAGUAUUUACUGGAACUCGCAUAGAAGGAGAGGAAUCUAGUUUGAAAGUAUCUCUGGUUGAUGAUCUUACUGGGCAAGUUAUCUGUAGUGGUCCUGAAUCCUGUGCAAAAGUUGAAAUAGUAGUACUCGAGGGAGAUUUUGAUGGUGAUGAUGGGGACAAUUGGACUGCAGAUGAAUUUAAGAACAACAUUGUGAGAGAAAGGGAAGGAAAGAAACCUCUCCUUACUGGGGAUGCAUUUUUGUAUCUUAAGGAGGGCAUUGGCUGGGUGAGUGAUAUUUCAUUUACUGAUAACUCAAGCUGGACAAGAAGUCGUAAAUUCAGGCUGGGUGCUAGGCUUGUUGAUAGCUUUGAAGGGAUCAGUGUACGAGAGGCGAAGACAGAAUCCUUCAUUGUCAGGGAUCACCGCGGAGAGUUGUACAAGAAGCACCAUCCCCCUUCUCUUUCAGAUGAGGUAUGGAGACUGGAAAAGAUUGGCAAAGAUGGAGCUUUCCACCGACGUUUGAGCAAGGAAAGAGUCAAUACUGUGAAAGAUUUUCUGACUCUACUCUACCUAGAUCCUACAAGGCUCCGAAAUGUUCUUGGGACAGGUAUGUCCACCAAAAUGUGGGAAGUCACAGUAGAACAUGCUCGAACUUGCUUACUUGACAAGAAAGUGUACUUAUACUACCCAUCUGUAUCUGUUCCAAAAACUGGUGUUGUUUUUAACAUUGUUGGACAAGUGAUGGGGCUUUUUCCAGACUGCCAGUUUGUUUCUGCUGAUAAAUUGUCCGAAACUCAAAAGGAUGAUGCUCGUAAUUUGGUGAUUUGUGCAUUUAGACACUGGGAAGAAGUAGUCUCUUUUGAGGAUGAAUCCUCUCUUCUGGAUUGGGUUAUGCAAAUUUCCACUGUUCAGUUCCCCUCAAACUCACCCAUGGUGGGUAACCCUGAAGCCAGUGACAAUGUUUUAGCUUCCCAGAAGGUUAGCAGAAGUGAAUAUCAGCAACUAAGUGCGUCAACGCCUGAUAUCAUGCCAUCUUUCUGUUCAAUUGCUGGUUUCAGCAGCUUAGAUGAUUAUGUCUUGCAUGGUAUAGACAACAUGGAUGUUAGGUUUGACCAACCGUUAAAUUUCCCCGGGCAAGACACCAACUCCUUGAUGGCUGAUACUGAUUCUAUUACUCCCCCAUCAUUUUGUGAUGAUGAUCAUCUGCCUUUCUUUGACACCGACUAUUCCCUUCCCAGUCCAAGCUUUGCUCCAUCACCUGAUCUACAAUGUGCUGUCAACAGUUUUCUUGCUCAUAGUAGUACAAUUGUUCCUCUGGAUAAAGCUCAAAGGAGAUGGAAGAUGCUAUUUAGUGUUCUCAGAUGGUUCUCUGUAAGGAGGAUCGUGAACAAAAGAACCAUCACAUCUUGAAGAGAGAUGUUCUGCUUAUGCUGAGGUAAAAGAAUCUAUAGGAAAUUGCUGCCCGAUGCAAAAUUGUGUGCAGUAGUAGAGUCAGUAGAAUUUCUGUGGAUAUGUAAAAUUGUUCAGUUAGCGCCAAUCAUGCUUUACAGUUUUCAUUUUUAAAAUUUUUGGAUCAGAAUUUGAGUCUUGUGAGUGGUAUAAAGUCCUUGGUACCAAUCUGAUGAAAAGUUUGUACAUAUUAGGUCGAUGUGUGUAGGUACAGCAGCAACCUUUGCUGCAUUAUUUAUUUUGUGCAUGUGUAUAUUUCCAAUUAUAUCUUGUGUUAAAUUUUGAAUGGUUACCAUUAUAA